Molecule: messenger RNA, 2880 nt
Organism: Cercocebus atys (sooty mangabey)
Lineage: Eukaryota; Metazoa; Chordata; Mammalia; Primates; Cercopithecidae
Gene: LTK
Product: leukocyte receptor tyrosine kinase
Exons: 19
Coding region: 179-2524 (781 amino acids)
Biological process (GO): regulation of neuron differentiation; positive regulation of kinase activity; cell surface receptor protein tyrosine kinase signaling pathway
Cellular component (GO): signaling receptor complex; membrane
Molecular function (GO): ATP binding; transmembrane receptor protein tyrosine kinase activity
Source: RefSeq, a predicted model, not a curated record
GGGGUCUGAGGUGGGCGUGGCCAGGCCGGCUUUAGGUCCGGGGAGUGUCUCGCCGGCCGCAGCACACCCCUGUAAGUGGCGGCCAGGGCUGCGGUGGCCAAGUGAGCUGUCAACUUCAGGUUGACAGGGGUGUGGCCACGACCGCAAGGGCUGUUGUUGCCGGGUGGACCUAACAGGGAUGGGACGCUGGGGCCGGCUGCUGGUGUGGUUCGGAGCUGUGGGCGCCAUUCUCUGCUCUAGCCCGGGGUCCCAGGAGCCUUUUCAGCCGUCCUCGCCCCUGCCGCUGGCAAGUCCCGGCCCCCAGGACCCGAAAGUCAGCGCCCCGCCUAGCAUCUUGGAGCCAGCCUCCCAGCUGAAUUCUCCGGGCACCGAGGGGUCCUGGCUGUUUUCUACCUGCGGGGCCAGCGGCCGGCAUGGGCCCACACAGACACAAUGUGAUGGGGCCUACGCGGGGACCAGCGUGGUGGUGACCGUGGGGGCCGCCGGGCAGCUGAGAGGCGUGCAGCUGUGGCGCGUGCCGGGCCCUGGCCAGUAUCUGAUCUCAGCCUACGGAGCCGCAGGCGGCAAAGGCGCCAAGAACCACCUGUCGCGGGCGCAUGGCGUCUUCGUCUCAGCAAUCUUCUCCCUCGGUCUCGGGGAGUCGCUGUACAUCCUGGUGGGGCAGCAGGGAGAGGACGCCUGUCCCGGAGGUAGCCCGGAGAGCCAGCUUGUCUGCCUCGGGGAGUCUCGAGCCGUUGAAGAGCACGCGGCGAUGGAUGGGAGCGAAGAGGUGCGCGCCGGAGAGCUGGAACCGCUGCUGGUGGCGGCCGGAGGCGGCGGUCGGGCCUACCUGAGGCCGCGGGACCGAGGCCGGACUCAGGCCGCCCCCGAGAAACUGGAGAACCGCUCGGAGGCGCCCGGAAGCGGCGGGACAGGCGGGGCGGCAGGGGGUGAUGCUUCAGAGACUGACAACCUCUGGGCUGAUGGGGAAGAUGGAGUAUCCUUCAUACACCCCAGCAGCGAGCUCUAUCUGCAGCCUCUGGCAGUCACCGAGAACCACGGAGAGGUAGAAAUCCGAAGGCACCUCAACUGCAGUCACUGCCCUUUGAAAGACUGCCAAUGGCAGGCAGAGCUCCAGUUGGCUGAGUGCCUGUGCCCAGAAGGCAUGGAGCUAGCUGUGGAUAACGUCACCUGCAUGGACCUGCCCAACCCCCCAGGCCCUCUGGUUCUGAUGGUGGCUGUGGUGGCAACCUCAACACUGAGCCUCUUUAUGGUGUGUGGGGUCCUGAUUCUGGUGAAGCAGAAGAAGUGGCAGGGCCUGCGGGAGACGAGGCUGCCGAGCCCUGAGCUUGAGCUGAGCAAGCUUCGAACCUCUGCCAUCAGGACGGCCCCCAAUCCCUAUUAUUGCCAGGUGGGGCUUGGCCCAGCCCAGUCCUGGCCUCUGCCCCCAGGUGUCACCGAGGUUUCCCCAGCCAGUGUUACUCUGCUCAGAGCCCUGGGCCAUGGUGCCUUUGGGGAGGUGUAUGAGGGACUGGUAAUUGGCCUUCCUGGGGACUCCAGUCCCCUGCAGGUGGCUAUCAAGACCCUGCCAGAACUCUGCUCUCCUCAGGAUGAGCUGGAUUUCCUCAUGGAGGCACUCAUCAUCAGCAAGUUUAGCCAUCAGAACAUUGUGCGGUGUGUGGGGCUCAGCCUCAGGGCCGCCCCUCGCCUCAUUCUGCUGGAACUGAUGUCUGGAGGGGACAUGAAGAGUUUCCUGAGGCACAGUCGUCCACACCUGGACCAGCCAUCACCUCUGGUCAUGCGGGAUCUGCUGCAACUGGCCCAGGACGUAGCCCAGGGCUGCCACUACCUGGAGGAAAAUCAUUUCAUCCACAGGGAUAUUGCUGCGCGGAACUGCCUGCUGAGCUGCACUGGGCCCAGCCGUGUGGCCAAGAUUGGGGACUUCGGGAUGGCACGAGAUAUCUACCGGGCCAGUUAUUACCGCAGGGGGGACCGGGCCUUGCUCCCAGUCAAGUGGAUGCCCCCAGAGGCCUUCCUGGAGGGCAUCUUCACAUCCAAGACAGAUUCCUGGUCUUUUGGGGUGCUUCUCUGGGAGAUCUUCUCACUGGGCUACAUGCCCUAUCCUGGGCGCACCAACCAGGAGGUGCUGGACUUCGUCAUUGCAGGGGGCCGGAUGGACCCUCCUAGGGGCUGCCCAGGGCCUGUGUACCGCAUCAUGACCCAGUGUUGGCAGCACGAGCCUGAGCUCCGCCCCAGCUUUGCCAGCAUCUUGGAGCGUCUUCAGUACUGCACUCAGGACCCUGAUGUGCUGAAUUCACCCCUGCCAAUGGAGCUGGGGCCCACCCCAGAGGAGGAAGGGGCUUCUGGGCUGGGGAACAGAUCUUUGGCGUGCCUAAGACCCCCACAGCCCCAGGAACUGAGUCCAGGGAAGUUGAAAAGUUGGGGAGGUAGCCCUCUUGGCCCCUGGCUUUCCUCUGGCCUCAAGCCCCUCAAAUCCAGGGGCCUCCAACCUCAGAACCUCUGGAAUCCCACCUAUCGCUCCUGAGCCCCAAGGAGCCCUGAGGGUGAGGACUGAGGCACUGAGGGUCCCUCCCUGUACUCCUCAGGCUCCUGGGUGGCCUGUUAUGCCAGCGGCCCCUGUUUCCUGCAGUCUGUGCUCUGUGUCUGGGCCUGUCUCGGAGCUGGCCUGGCAGCACUGCACUUGCCAUGCUGGAAACCAGCCCAGGCCUCCCAGGGAAAGGCCCAGCCACUUCCAGCUUUUGAUCUUUGGGCCAGAGGCCACCUUACACACACCCCAGGUGUCCAUGGGGAGCACUGGAUUGCCCUCCUACUAUGAGCAUCCUUCAUCUGGGCAGAACCCCACCCUGCAGAUGCUUCUAAUAAAAAGCGCUUCUCAUCUUC